Cladocopium goreaui is the source of this 1273-nucleotide messenger RNA. Lineage: Eukaryota; Dinophyceae; Suessiales; Symbiodiniaceae. The record is from the annotation of a GenBank genome assembly.
GAUGGCCUUGCAGUACCAGCGAACAUUCAUCAACUUCGAGGAGAGUUGCGGACCCGUGCACAUGAAAACAUGCUGGCAUACAACAAAAAACAAGUUCCAGAACGUUGAGCGCUGGUACCUGAAGAAUGCGCAGAAGGAGAACGAUGGAACCCGAAACCAGCGCAGUUCUAGUUUGCCGCCCUCGUUGAAUUGCAAGGCUAACGAUGCUUGCUCAGAGAAGUACGUGGACGGAUUGCUCCAUAAAACUGGAGAGAACUACGAGUGGCCCAUUGAUGCGCAGGGGAACACGUCCAAGGGCAGCCUUGGGCAUCCUGAAGUUUGUGGCCGUUUUUGCAUCCGCUUCUUCUACCGCAAUUGUCGACAAGGGGAAAAUUGCGAGUUUUGCCACCUGGCACACCGAGAGCCGAAAGUGAAGAUGGACAAGGCGCAGCGGCAACUUUUUGAAACGAUGGGAGAGGCAGAGGUUCUUUCCCUUGUGCUGCCCCACAUUGAGAGGAGGUGCGGAAGAAAUGGCUUGAACAAGCAGAUGCUAUUCGUGAUCCACAUGCUUCGACAACGCUUGACAUCAUUGCCUCACCCCGAUGACAACCAUGUUCUCCAUGCUCGAGCCGUCAUUCCAAUCUUGCGCAAGUUCACUGUGGCACGCCUCCUGGAACUCAUCCGACAGAGUCCUGCAUUUCCAUCAGGAUUCAAGGAGGACUUGAAGAAACUUGUGGAUCGUUCCCUCGGCCGUUAGUGAGAGACCCGCAAUUUGCCCAGCUGCAGGUCUUGGUGUGGAGGCAUCCCCGUUUGGUUUGCAUUUCUGACAGGACCGGCAGAUACUCGAGAGUUUGCAUCACAAGUCCAAUCUUUCAUUUAUACAUUUUUUUUGCCCAGAUGAGCCACGUGCACCAUUUAACCCACUUGUAGGAAGGCUUGAGUGACUUCCUCUCCAAGUGCGGGUCUGGAAAAGCAUCAUUGUGGCAAGCCCCUUCUGUGGUAGCUUGCAAAGACACCGUUGCAUGUUGAAACACCGAAAGACUUAUUUAGCAUAGGCGUAGGUUGAGAGGUUCAUGACCUGAAGAUUUUGGUUGGCCCAUCCCAGCACUCACAUGAUGUGUGGCUGAAAGGCUUUGUGACCGGGGGCCAACCAGUUAUGUUUUCUCGAUUGAUUUCUCUUGAUUCCGCCUUUAAAUAGUAUAGACUGCUCGAUGCUCCUGACAAUCGAAGAACUUUCCCAUGUCUUCUUCUUGGUAAUCGUUGAAUACUGUGGAGGUGGUGGUGUUGAAUGGUG